Messenger RNA from Thermothielavioides terrestris NRRL 8126, 1804 nucleotides. RefSeq lists its product as uncharacterized. NCBI's taxonomy places the organism in Eukaryota, Fungi, Ascomycota, Sordariomycetes, Sordariales, Chaetomiaceae. The transcript is spliced from 3 exons. Gene Ontology annotation, molecular function: protein dimerization activity; DNA-binding transcription factor activity. The record is from RefSeq and is a predicted model, not a curated record. The coding region runs from base 182 to 1627 and encodes 481 amino acids. Gene Ontology annotation, cellular component: RNA polymerase II transcription regulator complex. Gene Ontology annotation, biological process: positive regulation of transcription by RNA polymerase II.
UCCAGAUCUCAACUGAGCCGCCGCGCCUCGCCCUCCCGCUCUGAGCGCCUCGUUUUUGUCUAGGGCCACCAGCCGAGGCCGGCUCGAAGGUGUUGGAAAGUUUUGACGGGCCAGCAAACCCGGAUCUUGAGGCUCUCGUCGGGGCCGGUUCCCACGCGCCAUACGCCACCUCGCUGCGACGAUGGACCAACAGCGACCAGCGUCGCAAAAGUUUCCGGCUGGAUUGGCGGGCGUGCUCAACUCGCCGGAGGAGAAUCGGGACUCGGCGUACUACUCUAGCACAGACGCUUCAAGCAAACACACAUCAGCUGCAUCUGGCAUUGGCGUGCUGAGCCCUCCACAUUCUGGCUUCCAGCCUUCUCCCGUCGACAAGACGCCGUCGCCGACCGCGACGACGUCCCACCUCCUCCCGCAGCCGCUGGUGUCGCCGACGACCAGCAAUGGCAACAUGAGCGUGGCGUCGAUAGUCUCGCCGACCACGCCGGGAAGCGCUGACCCUCGACGCUUCGACCGCCCGCAGUCGCUGGACUCGGCGCCGAGCAGCGCCACUUUCCUGAGUGGUGAAGUCCCUGAAGCCCUGUCGCGGAGGGAGAGCGUCGAUAGCAGGAUCAACCAGGGCUUCCACGAUAUGAGACUGGGCAACUCGCCUUACGCCAGCCACAACCAUUCGACCACCUCGAUCCAUACCACGCUGCAACAACAAAGAAACCCGCGACCCGGGCUCGACAACCUGGCCGUUCACCGUAUCUCGAAUGGAUACCAACCCAGUGCUGACCGCAACCCGGAAGGCCACCCGAAGACGAUGAGGAUUGCCCCCGCCAUCACUGGGCCGGCCACGAGCCAGAUCGCCCGGGCAGCUGAGCCAACGAAGGGUCAGGCAUGGGCUUUUCCCGAAGAAGAGAUUCAGAGAAUGCCGUCGGCCGCGGCCCAGUCGCUGGGCGACUCGAGGAGGAGUAGCGUUGCCGAGUCGCUUGCGAGCAGCCAGUACACGACUGAUGGCAGGCUCCCACCGGGCCAACGACGGCUGGAGGAUAGCAUGGGCGCCAGCGCCUACCAGAGGCUGUCCAAUGCGUCCGGCGAGUACUCGACUGUCCACCACCACACGCUACAGCAUAAGCAAUUGGGCGACCUGCGGAACGAGGAGGCUGGCUCCCACGCCGGCACCCAGCCUUACAGCAGGACGCCCGAGCUCCGUGUGAGCCACAAGUUAGCCGAGCGGAAGCGGCGCACCGAGAUGAAGGAGCUGUUUGACCAGUUGAGGGACCUCAUGCCCCAAGAGAGGGGCUCCAAAGCAUCCAAGUGGGAGAUUCUGACUAAAGCAAUUUCGGAACACCAAAGGCAGAACGAGCUUAUCAGACAGCUGCAAGCCCUGAACUCAGCGCAGCAGAACGAGAUUGAGAUGUUGCGGCGAGAAUUACAGGAGCGGAUGCAUGGGGCACCGCCUCCCCGACCGGCGGACCCCUACGCUGGGGAUCAGUUUGGCAGGCCGCGACCGCCAGAGCUGCCCCCUCUUCGGUCCCUGCAGUCGGCCGCCCCGCCCUCCGGCGGACCUGAGUCGAUGACGGGAGUGCAGUACGAGGCCCCCAGAGCGAACGGCUACCGGACCGCCGAGCCCACCAGGUUCUAGGGUGAUCUGGGUAUGCACGAGCACGGAGGCGAAGCGGUGGCGGCGGCAUCAUCAGCAGCAGCAGAGUCAGGAGCACCAUGUGUUGCUCGGGAAUGGCCUCAUCGUAUGAGGCCGAAUCGCCUCCUUCAGGAACCCUUGCCGCCCCUACGAUGUUAAGGAGCGGUACAUCUGGAUCUG